This is a messenger RNA of Stegostoma tigrinum, 1011 nucleotides long. RefSeq names its product probable G-protein coupled receptor 139. Gene Ontology annotation, biological process: G protein-coupled receptor signaling pathway. Gene Ontology annotation, molecular function: G protein-coupled receptor activity. Gene Ontology annotation, cellular component: membrane. Bases 43 to 1011 code for a protein of 322 amino acids. The record is from RefSeq and is a predicted model, not a curated record. The transcript has 2 exons. NCBI's taxonomy places the organism in Eukaryota, Metazoa, Chordata, Chondrichthyes, Orectolobiformes, Stegostomatidae.
AGUUUUAUCUUUCUGAGUGGUCAGAUCACCUCGCACAGAAAAAUGCAUCAAACAAUUCAACACGUGGAGAGAGUGUUCUACACCGCCUUAGCUUUUAUCGGCACCCCUGUAAAUUUACUGGCAAUUGUUAUCCUUUCCCGGGGAAAAUGUGGAGUAUCCCCUUGCACUACUCGUUACCUGGUGGUUAUGGCAGCUGCUGAUCUGAUGGUCAUCUUCACUGAUGUUAUACUGACAAGCUUUCGCACUUAUUAUUACCCGCUCUGCUUCCUGGACAUCACACCUGUGUGCAGUGUCAACAUGGUGCUGUUCCGUACAGCCAGGGACUGCUCCGUCUGGUUCACCAUCACUUUCUCCUUUGAUCGAUUUGUGACCAUCUGUUGUCGGAAGCUCAGAACGAUGUAUUGCACCGACAAAACUGCAGCUGUGGUCCUCACAUCAACCAGCGCACUACUCUCUUUGAAAAAUAUCCCCUUCUAUUUUCAGUUUGAACCAUGGAGGAUAAUCGAAAAUGUACCGUUCUACUGUAAAACAAAGUCAGGCUACUUUACUGAGACUUGGUGGGUGGCGUUAGACUGGCUGGAUACUGUUUUAACUCCUUUACUGCCAUUUGCUUUAAUUCUGUUGUUCAAUGCAUUAACAGUCAAACACAUUUUAGUCGCAAGUCGUGUUCGGAAGAGGCUGAAGGGUGAGAGCAAUGGUCAGAAUCACAGAGACACAGAGUUGGAGAGCAGAAGGAAAUCUGUGAUUUUGCUUUUUGCCAUCACUGGGAGCUUCAUCCUUCAGUGGUUAAUGAUUGUUGUAUAUUUCUUCUCUUACAUCUUUCAGGGUAACAAUAGCGCUGAUUACUCAUCUUUUCUACUUCACUUCAAAAAAAUUGGUAUAAUGCUACAGAGGUUAAAUUGUUGCACAAACACAUUUAUUUAUGCAGCAACAUUGUCCAGGUUCAGAGCGAAAGUACGUAACGCAGUAAAGUACUUGGUUACACAAAUUCCUUGUGUUGUAAAUAAAUAA